Molecule: messenger RNA, 3252 nt
Organism: Linepithema humile (Argentine ant)
Lineage: Eukaryota; Metazoa; Arthropoda; Insecta; Hymenoptera; Formicidae
Gene: bnb
Product: neurofilament heavy polypeptide
Source: RefSeq, a predicted model, not a curated record
GCGAUUCCAUCUCGACACACGACCCAACCUUCAUCCCGAUCGCCAACGGUCCUUCGCAAACGAGCGUAAUCGCACGCGCGCGAAAAAAAAGAGAGGGAAGAUAGAUAGAUAGAGAGACAGAGCCCCCCGCGUUUUUUCGUUGACUCCGAUCGUUCGCGUCGAUCGACAGUUCGCGCGAACCGGUGAGAGCCGAGAGAGAAGACAGCAAGAGAAGCCGAAGAGGAGAAAUCGCCGCCCGUGCCCGACGCCGAUUCGUCUGGCAAGAGUUUCUCGUUUACGGAGGAGAGAAAAAGACAUAUCACGAUGAUUAAAUUCACUGUGGCAAUGAUGGUGUGCCUGUUGGGGCUGAAAAUGAUCACUGCUAUGCCGCUGGCCGAUCACCACGAGGGCCACGAGACGCAGCCCUCCAAAGACCACGUUCUACCCGCCCCGAUCGCGUCGCAAGGCUUGAAGUCUGCGGAACCGGCAUCGGACGCUGUGCAGAGCAUCGCGUCCGCGGCGGAACCUGCGGCUAGCCAGCCAGUACAGCCAGCAGCCGAACAGCCUGCCGCGGUCGACGCGCCUGCUGUGAGGAGCAGCGAGUCCGCCAGCGAAGAGACCCGAGAGGUCGAGGCAAAGAAGGAGGAAGCCCUACAGCCGGAACAAACUAAAGCGGUAGUCGAGGAAGCUCAGCUGCAGCCGAAAUCUUCCGAAGAACAAGAAGAGAAGGAAGAGCCGAAAGUGCUGGCCACCGCCGAAGCCGAAAAGAAGCAGGAUCAGGAGUCCCUGAAGGGAGCGGCCUCCGAGGCCAAGGAGUCGGUGCAACCCGCGCCGCAGGAGCAACCGGUCGAGCUUCCGGUUGUGAAGACAGCAGAGGAACCUGUAGCCGUUGAGGGCAAGAGCGCGGAACCGGUGCAACCCGCGGCCGAGAAACCCGUGGCGAUCGAGAAGCGCGCCGACGACAUCCCCUCCGAGAAGAUUGCCAAGGAGGAACCGAAGGAGGAACCGAAGGAGGAACCGAUAGAGGAGAAGAAACUGGAAGAGCCAGCGCCGCUGCCAGCUCUGAAGAAGGAAGAGCCGGAAAUUCCCACAGUUGCCUCCAGCGAGGAGAAGAAGGUUGAGAUUGAGAAGCCAAAGGAAGCCGCCGAAAGCCACAUUCACUCGCUCGCACACGCCAAGGUCGAGGAGAAGCCCGACCGCGUGACCCGCGACGCCGAACAGGCCGCUGUGCCUGUUGCCCGCGAACCAACCCCCGUCGCUCCUCAGGAACCAGCUCAGUCGCAGGAGAAAUCUGUGCUUCCCGCCGAGCUGCCGCAAGCCCCGGUGGAAGCAGUCAAGCCGGCGGAAGAGAAACCGAAGAGCGAGCAAGUGGAGAAGAGCGAGCAGCUGGAGACGGCGCCUGUCGAGCAGUCGAAAAUCAAAUUAGAGGAGCCGUCCCAGAACAAGGAGAAGUUAGCCGAGGUGGUGGCCGAGAAGGAGUCCGAGAAGGAAGCGAAGAGCGCCGAGGCUCCCGUGCAGAAGCAAGCGGAAGUGGCCCAGGAACAGCAACAGCAGGAGCAGCAGGCGGUUCAGGAGUCCAGCCAGAUCAAACGGGACACAGCGGAAGUGGUCGAGCAGCCUCAGGCAAAAUCGGAUCUCCCGGUCGCCGAGGAGCCGCAGCCGAUCCAGCCGGUGCAGCCGGUGCAGCCGGUGCAGGAACCCGCCAAAGAGGUGAAGGAGCGCUCCAGCGAGUCCUCCGAGGAGAAGAUCGCCGACGAGAGCAAGGAGGGCAAGAGCAGCGAGGAGGAGAAGUCCUCCGAGGAGCAGAAGGAAGCCAAACCGGCCGAGGACACUAAGGACAAGCUGCUCCCGGGCGCGGAGCUGCUCCCGAAGCCCGAGCAAUAAAGUCUCGGCGCGAGGAGGGCUGAUCGACGAGUAACCUCAGCAGCGCGGCAGCAACAGCAGCAGCAGCAGCACCAUCUCGAAGAGGAGGAGGACUUCUGCUCUCUCCUUAAGGACCGGGGCGGGCUCGGGUGUCGGCGCCUCCGGCAGCCGAGACGCGAGCUCGUCGCGGGACGAUAAGGAGCGAAAGAAAGAGCGAGAGAAAGAGAGCGUGUGUGUGUGUGUGCUUGAGCGAGCGAAAGCGCGAAAGAAUGCGAGGCAAGGAGAGAAAGCGAACGAGAGAAAGAAAGAAAGAAAGAGAGAGAGAGAGAAAGAGAGACAAGCACGAAAGAGCGACCCCAUCGACCCGAUCGAUCUUCUAGAGUAGGGUUGUUCGAUCUUUACGGCGCACUACGAUCUCGGUGGCGCAUCUCCCACGGGGAGCACGGCACGACCGCGUGUCGCCGGAUACCGUCGGCGGCGUCCACCUGCGAGCGACGUGACACUCGUAUCGAUCGUACCUUCGAUACGCGGUGAUCGCGCACCCGCGCGACCCGGCGAUGAGAAACGGCGUACACGCGGUGGUUCCGCGGGAUGCCCAGCACCGAGUGGCGUUCCCGUUCGUCCCGGUGGACACGGAGACGAGCUCCGAUCUGUCCGCGGGGACGAACUCCGUCCCCCCCCUCUUCCCCCUACCGAUCGAUAAUCUCGCAUCCCCCUUAUGGACUCCCCAUUCCCCCCCCCCCUCCCACUCCCCCUACGUCUUAUUUGAGAAUUGACGCACUACUGCAAACAGCACCCACAAGCCCAUCCUGAUAAACUAUAUAGUAAGUAGCUCGACUCUGUCUUCUUUUUAGAAAUACAUGUGUCAUUAUUAUUAUUAUUACGAUUUAGUACCAGUACCACUAUUAUUAUUAAUAUUAUUAUUUGUAUUAUUGCUUCAUCAUCGUUAUAAUAAUAAUUAUUAUUAUUACUGUGAAUCCUGACGGCCUCGUUUACUCCGUCUCACCGCACCAACCGCCCAUCCACAGACUGCUUCGACUUCGAUCAGGCCUCGAAUUUCGUCGCUCGGAAUUUACUGGCGUAUUUAAACUUGACAUGUAGAACUACAGAUUUUCGAAGAGGAAAAGAUCUUACAUAUGUGACAGUAAUUGCCAUUAGAAAUUCUGCUCGGCUCUUGUAUGAGCGAAUCCUCACCGACGUCUUUCAAUUCAUACAAGUGCCUUUAAAUUGAGACGCGCGUUUGAUUAAAAUAAAAUAACUUCUAAUCUAUAAGAUAUAAAAUGUAUAAAACAUGGAACAGGGUUGCAAGUUAAAAAUAUUGCACUAAACACUCAGGUGUUCAAACAAGAAUAAUAAAUCUCUGAAAAUCCUAUGUGGUACGCAAUACUGUAAUCACAAAACUUUCUGUCA